AAAAGAAGUGCAGAAUUCAAAGAUAAAUUAGUCGAUCGUUUGGUGAUAUUUCGUGCCAUUAAUAGAGACUUUAGUUUAUUAUUAUCGCAUAAUAAGGAUAUAUUAAGUGCUAAUGAAUUGAAUGCCUUUUCCGUGGACUCGAAGGGUCGCAAAGAACCCAUUUUUGUUGAUUUCCAUGAAUUCUAUUCGGGAAGAGUUGAUGGGAUUGAGGGCUCGGAUGUGAGGGCACACAUCGCACCCAAUGGUGUGAUGACGGCCUCAAUACAGACGGGGGACGAGACCUAUGAAGUGGAACCCAUUUGGAGACAUUUGGAUAGCCAUCACAAUAAGGACUCUAUGAUUGUAUACAAGAAAUCAGACGUAAAACAUUCCUCCACUUCGACGGCUGAAGAGUCGAAACCAUUCUGUGAUUUCAUCAAAUUUGGUGAUAAUAUUACCAACGAAUACAUGGAAUCUGAAGAACGGAUUCGAAGAAAAAGAGAUUCAUUUUUCGAAGAGAUGGCCGUUUCCUCUGAAAUAAACGCACAGAACUUCAAACCGACUCAAACCCAUUGCGCGAUCGUCUUAGUGGCCGAUCACUACUUCUACGAAAAGAUGGGCGACUCGAACCAAAAGACGACAAUUAAUUAUUUGAUUCAUAUUAUCGAUAGAGUGAACAAUAUCUUCAACAACACUGAGUGGACGGAUGACGAGAAGAAGCCCGGGUCAGGGUUUAAGGGAAUGGGAUUCUUCAUCAAAGAGAUUCAAAUCCAUACGGAACCCACUGCUGAGUGGGAUCACUACAACUCGAAAGCCACCCGACGUUCCGUACGGGAAGUUCUCGAAGCCUUUUCACUGAACAGAGAGAACAGUCAGUUCUGUUUGGCGCACCUCUUCACCCACCGAUCCUUCGAUGGUUCAGUGCUGGGGUUGGCAUACGUGGCCUCCCCUCGCCUCAGCUCUGUCGGUGGCAUUUGUAGUCCCGGGUAUUACGGGUCGACAGCCCUUCACCCGACCGGCAGAAACCUCUACCUCAACACUGGUCUAACGACUACCAGAAACACUUUUGGCCAAAGAAUUAUCACUAGAGAAGCAGUAUUAGUGACGGCCCAUGAGUUCGGUCACAACUGGGGCUCAGAGCACGACCCGCACACCGAUGAGUGUUCACCCGAUGCACAGAAUGGCGGCUCUUAUGUUAUGUAUACUUAUUCUGUCAGUGGAUAUGAAGAGAAUAAUCGGUUCUUCUCGCCGUGCAGUAAGCGAUCAAUUCGUGCCGUUUUGAUGACUAAAUCUCAUCGAUGCUUCUCCAAACCCGACAGAUCUUAUUGUGGUAACAGUAAAGUGGAAGCGGACGAGGAAUGUGAUGAAGGCUUACUGGUUAAGGGAGAUGACUAUAAACUUGGUCUCUGUUGUGACAGCAAAUGUAAACUAAUAUCCGGCGCCGACUGCAGUGACAAGAAUUCGGACUGUUGUGCGUCUUGUAAGAUAAGACCGGCCGGAGUCAUCUGCAAACAUAAGGAUGAACUCAAUUGCAAAGAGGAAUCCAAUUGUGACGGCGAUUCCGACAAAUGUCCGGAACCUACAUUCCUGGCCGAUGAUACACCUUGUCUGGAUAGGGGUCAGUGCAGAGCCGGCAAAUGCAUCACAUAUUGUGCGGCCAUCGGACAGAUGCCGUGUCUUUGUGAAGACGCAGGGAAUGCAUGCGUCCGAUGCUGUCGAUCCAACAACACGUACUCCACUUGCAGUCCCGUCCAGCCCCGAGAUCUACUGCCAAACGGAACGCCCUGUAAAUAUGGUUUCUGUGAGAACCAAAGGUGUGAGAAAAGUACUCAGGAUUUCGUCGAACGCUUUUGGGAUGUGAUCGAAGAGAUUGAUAUCAACACCUUCUUCCGUUUCAUGAAAGACAAUAUCGUUGGCGCCGUUAUUAUGAUUUCACUUAUCGUAUGGAUUCCUAUCGCCUGUGCCAUCAAUUUCUACGACCAGAAGCAUAAGGAAGACCUCAAGAAGAGAACCGCUUCGUUCGGAAGCGAAGGCAGUCAGAGAAGAGUUAACUUAAGGCCUCGAAGUUUCAAUAGUAGGCUCUCGAGGCCUAGCGUUAGGGGAGAAAGACUGACCCAAACAUCAGUUUAUUAUCCGCCCGGUUAUGGCUAUUGAAAUACGUUUUUAGCUCAUAAUACAAACAAAAGUAUUUGCUAUAUUAUCUAAGUCACAAAUGUUUUUUAAUUUACUUUCAAUUUUUUUUAUAUACUGUAAGCCC
Oppiella nova is the source of this 2236-nucleotide messenger RNA. NCBI's taxonomy places the organism in Eukaryota, Metazoa, Arthropoda, Arachnida, Sarcoptiformes, Oppiidae. The record is from the annotation of a GenBank genome assembly.